AUGGAGGAAACUCUGAAGCAGAGGAAGAAGGACGAGGCCAGGGAGAAUCUCGCGAGAGAAUUGAAAGAAAACGAAGCUCUGGCCGAGUACGAGAGGCGGCGGGACGCGAUCCAGGAAAGAGGAAAAUUAAACGAUUUCAAGAGGAAUCUGCACACAAAGCGCAGAGAAGCCUGCAGAGAGGAGAAACUUCGGCGAGAUCAAAGGACGGCAGAUUUGACCCGGCAAAAAACCCUGCGAGCUGAGAAAUUGGCUCACGAGCUCUCGCAACUAAAAAAUGCAGAACUCGUGAAGGAGAAACGACGACAACUGCUGCGAGAAAGCUCCGAAGAGCUUCGUCAACUGGAGGUGCAGCUGCGCUCGGCUUAUGCAGCUAAAGAGGUGCACCUGCAGAUCCUAGAAAAGGAGGCCAAAAGGAAGGAGGAGAGACGGAGGGAAAGAGAAGCAUUCUUCGUCGACAACUGGUCGCUCGAGGACGCGCGGCAACUGCAGCUGCAGGAUCGCGAAAAGAAACAUAAGUAUCGGCGCGAGAUCCAGGAUCAGCUGAUCGGGAAUUACCGAAGGAGGCAGGAGGACUCGGAAGAGAAGCAAAGAGAGGGAAAAUUGGCGGAAGAACUGAGCCAAGUUCUCCGAGAGGAAGGGGAGGCCCUGAAGAACCGGAAACUGCGGAAAGCCGCGCAGUUGAGGGCCGAAGAGGAGGCUUUCUUCAGGGCCCGAGGAAUUUGGAAGGAGAAAGAAAAGGAGGCGCUCGAGGACGAGCAUUAUCGGCUGCAGGAAAUAAUCGGGAAAAAGGAAACGGAGGAAAAGGAGCGCCUCGAGAAGGCGAGUCCUCGAGGGUGCCUUUUAUUUCGGCGAGACAUUUAA
This is a messenger RNA of Orussus abietinus, 861 nucleotides long. RefSeq names its product meiosis-specific nuclear structural protein 1-like. Gene Ontology annotation, cellular component: motile cilium. The record is from RefSeq and is a predicted model, not a curated record. Gene Ontology annotation, biological process: cilium organization. Bases 1 to 861 code for a protein of 286 amino acids. Lineage: Eukaryota; Metazoa; Arthropoda; Insecta; Hymenoptera; Orussidae. The transcript has 2 exons.